AUGCCGGCGGGAGGAGCGGGUGGUGCUGGUGGAGGAGGAGGAGCAGGGGCAGGAGGAGGAAAGAAGAUCUUCAUCUACCAGUUAGAUAGCUACCUUGGACAGGUUCUGGGUCAGCAUGCCAAGAAGCAUGCAGCAGAAGGGGAUGAGCGGAUCCUGUGCGGAUGUCUCACCAACCCUAGAAGCUCCGUGAGCUGGGCUGAUAGCAUCAUCGAUAAGAAUGACCCAUCAGCGCUGAAGAAGGCACUUCUCUCAUCAGACAUCAUCGUCUACGACAUCUCCAGUGAUCCACAAGAAGCUACAACAGCGCUCAAGAUCCUCCUCAAGUAUGAUUAUGCAGAGAACCCUGAGGACGAGACGGAGAAGGUUUUGAUUGGAGUGUCGAACUUGCUGAGUUGGGCAGGGAACAGCGUGAAGAUCCCAGCAGCUGAUGACGAGGCUGCUAUGAGUGCGUAUGCAGAGAAGAUGUCACAUGCUCUGACGGCAGAGGACCAUAUGGACAGACGCCCGCACCCCAACUACAAGGCGCAGGUAGCGGUUGAGAACUUGAUCAUUAACAAGGGCAACAUCAAGAAGGACAAGCUCAAGACCUACGUCGUCUGGUCGGGAGUGCAGUAUGGGUGCGGGGAGAGCGUCUUCCACUCUCUGUUCAAGUGGGCCUGGCUGGGCACUCACAUGGCUCUGCCCAUCAUCCAACCUGGCUCGAACAAGAUCCCCAUGAUCCACGUUGCGGAUCUUGCUGGGAUGGUGCUGGAAGUGGCCCUGACCUGUCCGACGGACCUUCCCAACAACUCCCUGCUCGCUGUUGACAAGGCAGAGUGCACGUUGAAGGAGGUGGCGGCCGCCAUUUCCUCGGCCCUGCAGUUCGGGGACGUAAAGGAGUGCGAUCAGGAGGAGUAUCUGGAGCUGAUGACGCAGGAGAAGGAGCCGCACAUCAACUCGGUCUUCCUUGAGCUGAACAUGUCCAUGACCUUCAAGCACGGUGAAGUCAUCGGGUACGGCGAGGAGAGCAGCUCGUGGGUGGCUGGGACCGGUUUUGUCGCAAACAUCGAAAGGGUGGUCAAUGAAUACCGGGAGUGGCGGAUGCUGCAGCCUGUUCGGGUGCUCUUCUACGGCCCUCCUACCUCAGUCUGGUACCCAACGGAGGAGGGAAAGCUGUUCCUUGCCCGGGAUUUCGCACAAGAGUACAACGUGACCCUGAUCGACACCAAGGAGCUCGUGAAGGAGUACAGGAACAAGCCCUCGUACGAGGAGGACCCGAAGCUAGGGACGAACCUCUCGGUCAAGCUCAAGGAGAUCGAGGAGGAUGGGGAGGUCCCGUUGGAGCUGAUCGUGGAGGCCGUGCAGAGGAAGCUUGCGACCCCCGCAUGCCGCAACCAGGGGUACGUGCUCGAGAACUUCCCGGACUCCAAGGAGGCGCUUGAGAUGCUGUUUGAUGUGGACAAGGUGGAGCCGGAGGGCGAGGGGGUGGCAGAGAACGAGGGCGGAGAGCCUGCUGCGGGGGAGGAGCCCCGAGCGCCGCUCGCUCCUCUCCCUCAGACUGUCUUCCACCUAGUGGCUGAGGAAGAAUUCAUCCUCAAGAGAAUCUCUGAGUUGCCGCAGGAACAGGCGGAGGCCGAGGGGGAGACGGAGGAGAAGGUCUUGGAGGGGCUGAAGGCGUUUAAGGAAGCGAACCUAGUCGACGAGGAAGGAGUACAGCAGGGAUGUUUGGGAGUCUACAAGAGCAACAGGAACAAGGGAUGCCAGCAAGUCGUCGACAUAGUCUGCGAUAAUCCGCUGCAGUUCAUCCAAGAUAAGAUUAGGUUGUCUAUCGGGAAUCCGAGGAAUUAUGAUCCGGAGGGACCCAAGAGGAAGAGAGAGGAGGAGAGGAUGAGGGGAGAGCAAGCGAAGCAGGCGGAGGCGGAGGCGAAGAAAAAGGUCCUCGGGUCGAAGGAGGGAGUGCGGUGGCUGAAGAGACGACAGGAGGAGGAGGAAGCGAGCCGAACGGAGAGGGAGAUGAAGAAGCAGAACGACGCCAGGAAGCUCGCAAGGCUCCAGGAGGAGGAGCGAGAAGCGCUCCACUUGAGGUCGCUGCCCAUGAGGAAAUAUCUGAUAGAGAAUGUCCUGCCCACCCUCACAAGGGGCCUCCAAGAAGUUGCCAAGGUCCGACCUGAAGAUCCCAUCGACUACCUUGCGGAAUAUCUCUUCAACGCGGAUCCUCAGCAGAACUGAUGAAUGGGAAAGAGACGCGGCGGCGGCGGCAGCAGCAGUAGGAGAGGAGAGAAGCUCUUGUGAUACACUUUUACUUCAACUUG
Messenger RNA from Guillardia theta CCMP2712, 2291 nucleotides. RefSeq lists its product as hypothetical. Bases 1 to 2208 code for a protein of 735 amino acids. Gene Ontology annotation, molecular function: AMP kinase activity; ATP binding. The transcript has 8 exons. Gene Ontology annotation, biological process: nucleobase-containing compound metabolic process. Gene Ontology annotation, cellular component: cytoplasm. The record is from RefSeq and is a predicted model, not a curated record. NCBI's taxonomy places the organism in Eukaryota, Cryptophyceae, Pyrenomonadales, Geminigeraceae.